Molecule: messenger RNA, 567 nt
Organism: Lathyrus oleraceus (garden pea)
Lineage: Eukaryota; Viridiplantae; Streptophyta; Magnoliopsida; Fabales; Fabaceae
Exons: 2
Coding region: 1-567 (188 amino acids)
Source: RefSeq, a predicted model, not a curated record
AUGACUGUAAUAAAUGAUCAUGCAAUCGUUGAUGCUUUGGAGGCUACGGCUCAUGUGAUGGGUCAGGCAAAUCAGGCGGUGCAUAAUUAUAAUAGGAUGGCAGACAAGUUAAUAGGGAUAGUAAAGUUCAAGAGGAAUAAUCCACCGACUUUUAAAGGAAGGUACGACCCAAAAGGUACUGAUAUCACUUGGGGGAAUUUCAAGACCGAGUUCCUUGAGAAGUACUUUUCUGCUGAUGUUCGUAGCAAGAAGAAGAUUGAGUUCUUUGAGUUGAAACAGGUAAACAUGAUUAUUGUUGACUAUGUUGUGAAGUUUGAGGAAUUAUUUAGGUUUUUCCCGUAUUACAUUGGGGUAGAAGAUGAGGGUUCCAAGUGUAUCAAGUUUGAUAGUGGCUUGUGUCUUGAGAUGAAGCAGUUCAUCAAGUACCAGGAGAUCCGUCAAUUUUCUGUGUUGGUUAAUAAGUGUAAGACCUUCAGUGAAGAUAGUUGUGCUAUAUCUGCUCACUAUAAGAGUAUUAGCAAGAAGAAAAUGGAAGUUAAACCCUUUGAAAACCUUAUGGGGCUCUAG